AUGUCAAAAUCUGCGCUCGUAUUUGGCGCCUCGGGCGUAACAGGCUGGGGUUUCAUUAAUGAGAUCCUCGCUGAUUAUCCCGCAAAGGGCACCUGGAAGCGCGCUCACGCUCUCUCGAACCGUCCAAUUACCCUCUCUCAAACGCUAUGGUCGGAAGAUCCUCGUCUCAAUAUGGUCACUGGUGUCGACCUGCUCGCUCAUAGCCAAGAGGGUCUUGAGAAGGACUUGGUCGAGAAGAUUCCCGAUAUCGCGGAGAUAACCCAUGUAUACUAUUUUGCAUACAAAGCGGGUUUGGAUGUAAAGAAAGAGCUCGACGAGGCACUGGAAAUGUUCUCAAAGGCAGUCAAAGCAGUUGACAAGCUAUGUCCAGCUCUUGAAUUCAUUGUACUGCAGAUUGGGACUAAAAUCUAUGGUUGUCAUCUCCGCGCCAAUCUCUCUUGGUAUGAAUCGACGAUUCCCCCUGGCUCGUCGGUUCCUGCUCUUCCCUCGCCUCCCCUUUCCGAAUCAGCUCCACCCAUUCCCAGCCCACAUGCCGAACACUUAUUUUACCAUGCGCAGAUAGAAUUCAUCACAAAAUACGCCAAAGAUAAGAAAUGGAGCUUCCUAGAAACUAGAACCGAUCUCGUCGUCGGCUUCGUGCCAAAUAAGAACUACUACUCCAUUGCUACGUCGGUAGCAUUUUACCUAAGCGUAUUCAAGGUCGUUCACGGCGAGGGAGCAAAAUGUCCAUUUCCUGGCACGGUAGGAACCUGGAAGGCCCUGAGUAACGACGCAAGCAGCGAUAUGAUUGCACGUCAAACAAUUCAUCUUACCCUUUCUCCCUCUACCACCAAGGGUGCUGUUUAUAACCUCGGAGACUCCAAGACGCCAUACAACUGGGAGGCCAAAUGGCCUAUUCUCUGUUCGUACUUUGGUCUCGAGGCCACGGAGCCUCUCGCCGAACCAAUUGACAUACGCAAAUUUAUCAACGAAAACAUGGACGCUUGGCGGGCGACGGAGCAGAAGUACGGACUGCAAAGCGGACACAUUGAUAGCGGCCGUGGGAUGCAAAUCUCUGAGCAUUUUCUCAUGACUGCCUUCGACUUUGAUAGGCAUUUCGAUUUGACAAAGAUCUACAGUACGGGAUUUACGGAGGAGAGAACACCGAAAGAAACGUGGUGGGCCGUGUUCGACAGGAUGCGCCAGGCAAAGUUGAUCCCGUAG
Bipolaris oryzae ATCC 44560 is the source of this 1203-nucleotide messenger RNA. RefSeq lists its product as uncharacterized. The transcript has 3 exons. Lineage: Eukaryota; Fungi; Ascomycota; Dothideomycetes; Pleosporales; Pleosporaceae. The coding region runs from base 1 to 1203 and encodes 400 amino acids. The record is from RefSeq and is a predicted model, not a curated record.